Labrus mixtus (cuckoo wrasse) is the source of this 6085-nucleotide messenger RNA. Its product is annotated as TNF receptor-associated factor 5-like. Gene Ontology annotation, molecular function: zinc ion binding; protein binding. The record is from RefSeq and is a predicted model, not a curated record. Bases 177 to 3314 code for a protein of 1045 amino acids. Lineage: Eukaryota; Metazoa; Chordata; Actinopteri; Labriformes; Labridae. The transcript is spliced from 25 exons.
CUUUCCCCGGCUCCUCCUUUCCUCUGCCGGGCUUCUCGCUCCAAUCGAGAGAUCUCUUCCCAAAACUUUCCGUGCCAGCAGGGCUUCCUGAAGCUUCUGUAUUCUUCUGUGUGUAGCUCAAGGGGGCGACAGCAGAAACCAAAUGGAGGACGUGUGAAAUAUGUACAAAUAAAAACAUGGUAGUGGUGACCGAGCAGGCGGACGGACCCCUCCUCACUCCGUUACUGUCCCCGCAGGAGCAACUCGUGAACAGGGACUCCCGAGGGACGAGGCCCGCGUCUGAGGGGUCUGAGAAUGGAGGGGAGAAGAGACAGGGGAGGAGAGGAGGGUCACCUGCAGGCCUCCAGCUGUGUCUGGACCCAGAGUCAGAGCCUCCAGAGAGCAGGAGGAAACCAGCAGGCAUGAGAUUAAAACCUGUGGAGCAGCUUUCACCGGUGCAGAGUCCCAGCGACUAUGAGACCAAGUCUGACAGGAAGAAAGGCCAGUCCAGCCACAUAUCUAAGACAAACACACACUAUCACAAGUUAUUUAAGGAGGUCAGCAAAGACGAGACCCUCAAACAGAGCUACACGUGCGCCCUGCAGAGAGACAUUUUAUAUCAGGGCAAAAUGUUCCUCUCUGAUAACUGGAUCUGUUUCCACUCCAAAGUCUUCGGCAGAGACACCAAGAUUUCCAUCCCUGUGGUGUCGGUGACGUUCAUCAAAAAGACUAAAACGGCUCUGUUGGUGCCGAACGCCCUCGUGAUCGAAACGACGAGUUAUCAGCACGUGUUUGUGUCUUUCCUGUCUCGAAACACCACCUACAAACUUCUGAGGACCAUCUGCAUCCACCUGGAGGUGGAGAAGACGUGCAGCAGCCCCACUAAUUCCUCGUGCGAGAACAGCUUCAGGGUGGAUUGUCCGUCGACGCUUCCUCUGGACUUCUCUGACCUGGACGGGGUCGUUCAGCAGAGACGGCAGGAGAUGAUGGAGAGCAGCAGCUCCGGCUCGCAGACUCCAGACUACGACAAGAUCACAGACUUUCCCGACACAUUUCUGAGCGCAGUGAAGAGCGGAGAGGUUUCGGUCCACGCAGACAUCCACCUCCAGGCCCCCAGCCAAAUCCACGGAGCGGCCCUGAAUAACGCGUCGCCUAAAGCACCGCUCAAAGAGAGACCCUCCCAGCACAUGUCGUUACACACAAUCCUGCUCAUCUAUCUGUUUCUAGUCGGCGUCCUCGUCCUGUCCUCGUGUUACAUGGCUUUCAAGAUCGUGGCUCUGGAGCAACGUUUGAACUCGCUGGUGUCCAUGGGGGAACACGUUCACAACGAAAACUCGGUGAGCCAGAGGUCGCAGAGCGAGAUGAACGCUGAGAUCUACGGCGAGCUGUCAAACAACUUGUUCAAGCUAGAAAAGAUUCAAAGAAACCUCCAGAAGCUACUUGAAGAGACUUGUGUGACGUGUGUGAACAGACACCAUGGCCACGCAGGAGCCGUCCCCGCCGUCCUCCAUGGAGAGCAACAAGCCCGGCUUCCCCAAGAAGAUCCUGGGCAACAAGCUGGAGGACAAACACCUGUGCAACUGCUGCCACAACAUCCUGAGGCGACCGUUUCAAGCCCAGUGUGGACAUCGCUUCUGCUCCUACUGCUUCAACAGGACUGUCAGUAUAUGUUUAUGUUUCACUGUCGGGGGGGUCUGAUGUUUGCACGUUCUGGUUUCUGCAGUAAUGGACCCCAGAAAUGCAGCGCCUGCAUUAAAGAGGAUAUUUUCGAGGACCCGACGUCGAUUUUGAAACAAGGAUGUGCUUUUCCUGACAAUGCCGUGCGGAGGGAAGUGGAACACCUUUCAGCCGUUUGUAUCAACGAGACUUGCACUUGGAAAGGCAGCAUUAAGGACUACGAGAUGAAUCACGAGGGAAAGUGUGAGUUCAUGAUCAUCCCCUGCCCGUCCUGCAAAGAACGGAUCCGCUUCAAUGAACAGGAGCGCCACAACGAGCGAGAGUGCCCGGAGAGAACGCUCAACUGCAAGUAUUGCAAGGAGCCGUUUCACUUCAAGAACAUCAAGGCACAUGAUGAGAUCUGUCCCAAGUACCCGAUGAUCUGUGAGGGCUGCGCCAAGAAGAAAAUACCCAGAGAAAAGUACGUGGACCACAUCAAGUUCUGCAGCAAGUUCAGGACGCCGUGUCGAUUUCACGUCGUGGGAUGUGACAUGUCUGUGGAAAAAGAAAAGAUUCAUGACCACGAGCGCGCCUUCGCCUACGAGCACCUCAACCUGCUGCUGCACUACAUCAUGGGCAUGAAGGUGAGCAUGGAGGGCCUGCAGCCCCAGGGACUGGAGGUCGCCGGACACAAACUGGUGGAGCUCCAACAGUCCCUCAGGGAGCUGGAGGCCAGAGUCUCCCAGCUCAGCACCACCUCCUCUGGGCCUCCCGUGCAGGGAGCCGCCGCCGCCGCCUCCUCUUCAUCCUCCAGCAGCUCCGGCCCCCCCGGUCCUCCCGCUUCAGCUCCCCUUCCUCCACCUCCCACCCUGGCUCCCACCCUCUCCGUGUCCACCUCCUUCACGCCCCUGCCCAGCUCGGUGGGCGCGGCCCUGGAGCUCCAGCUCCACAGCGAGAAGACCAAAGUGGUGGAGCUGGGCCGGAGGUGCACGGAGCUCGAAGUGAAAUCAGGCACGUUUGAGAAUGUGGUGUGUGUCCUGAACAGAGAGGUGGAGAGGUUCGCCACCACCAUGGAGGCCAGCAACCGUCAGCACAAACUGGACCAGGACAAGAUCGAGGCUCUGACCAACAAGGUGCGACAGCUGGAGAGGACGGUGGGGCUGAAGGACCUCACGGUGGCUGAGAUGGAGGGCCGGCUGAGGGAGAUGUCCGCCACAACCUUCGAUGGCGUCUUCGUCUGGAGGAUCUCUGAUUUCGCCAAGAAGAGGCAGGACGCCGUCGCGGGUCGAGCUCCGGCCAUGUUUUCACCAGCCUUCUACACCAGUAAGUACGGCUAUAAGAUGUGUCUGCGGAUCUACCUGAACGGAGAUGGGACGGGGCGUGGCAGCCACCUGUCCUUAUUCUUUGUGGUGAUGAGGGGACUGAGUGACGCGCUGCUCAAAUGGCCUUUUAACCAGAAGGUGACCCUGAUGCUGCUCGACCAGAGCAACCGGGAGCACAUCAUCGACGCCUUCAGACCCGACGUCACCUCCUCGUCCUUCCAGCGACCCGUGAGCGAGAUGAACAUCGCCAGCGGCUGCCCGCUCUUCUGCCCGCUCUCCAAGCUCGACGCCAAGAACUCUUACAUCCGCGACGACACCAUCUUCAUCAAGGCCAUCGUGGACCUCACCGGCCUCUAGGGGGCUCCACUGAGUCGGUCUAGUUUGCGCAACAUGGGCAGCUCUUUGACCAUUUACGGCUUCAUUUAAGGCUCGAUCGUGGUCCCUUUAGGGGUUCUGUCUUAAUGCCCCCCCCCCCCCCUCACCCUCCCCCCACUGCUGUAGGGAGGCAGACAUGCUUGUGGACUGCGUGUGGCUGCAGUCCAGACGGCGCCCGGCAUUGUCAUACCCGGUGGGUUUUCUACGCGAGAACCACCGUCCACUGCUGUACAUUUCAGGUGCAAAAACCUUUUCUUUUUUCUUUUGACAUCACGGUGAUCAAAGGUCACCUCACAUGAGUUUUCAGUUGAAAGAAAAAGGGGACGCACCGGUGCAGCGUGGUCAGCGCAGGGGAAUGAGCAGAGGCGAGAAAUGCCGAGAGUUGAACAGGAGUUGAAAAAGAGUCUUUUAUUUUGAAAAUCUCCUACGUUUGACGACUUGGUUUUGAAACAGGAAGCGCGUCCUGUUUCCUGGAGUGAUGGUAGUUUUACAGAUAGUCGGUGUGAUCAUUCCUGAGUGGUAGACUUAAACUUAGACUUAGAGCAUGGCUUUUUGCUUUUUUUCUUGCAGAUUGUGGAUAUUGUGAGCUUCUCAAUUCCAGUGUCGAGUGAAUUUGCAUAGACAAACGUGGAGUUAUGUUAUGAAUAAGAUUACAGGCAUUUCUUUGCCUUUUUUUUUUUUUUGAUUUGACGCAUAGUGCAUGCCGCUGGCGUUUUUUAAGUAUAAAAAGAAUCGGUCCUUUAUUUUCGACUGAGCUUCACGAGAGUUUCCUUUGUUUGUCGUUAGUGAAUUAGCCAUCCGUGAUGGUGGACAUUGCCUGCAUGUCUUUUGGAGCCAGGCUAUCUUACAAUGUAAAAGUCAAGUGUGUUGCGUGUUUUGUUCCUAUUAGGGGUUCUUCUGAUUGGUGGUUUUGGUACAUCUGUGGAAGAUAACAGUUGGAGUUUACCAAGGAGUCGGGACGAGCCUGAGGCAUUAAAAAACUCUCCGACAAAACACAUACAUAGCGGUGGAGUUUCCCCCCCCCCCCCACACAGGAAGUGCUCACUCGCUCACAUCUCAACACAUAGUGCCGCGCACCACCACAGAUUGAGGUCAACACAGAUUCCACAAAAUGAAGGAAUUGUUCCUUGUUUUCUGUCCAUUCAGUAUAUACAGUGCAUAUGUGUUUCUGCUGCUCUAACAUAGAAUAAUAAUGUGAAUCUAAAAUAUAUAAAUAUAUAUAUAUGUUGGUGAGGUAAAUGUUUGUGGAGGCUGAGUGGCUGAAAUGCUUUGUUGGCGGCCAUUUUUGACAUUGAUGUUCACUGCAGCAACUCUUUUCAGUGGGCUCUCACCUCUUCUUCUCUCCCCCCCCCCCCCCUUGAGGCACUACCACUAAUGUCACCCUCAUUAUGAGCAGGGGGGCGUGUAAUCCUCCACACGUCCACCAGAGGCUGCUGUUGCACUUACUUAGCAUGCAUGCUGAGGUUUUUUUUUCUUCUUUUUAAAAAAAAAAGCUUCACGCUGGCCUGUCUCGACCUGUAUUGAACCCUCUCUGUGCAUGGGAGGCUUCAAUUCAUAUUCACUUAGGAGCUCCACGCCGGUCGACCUCCUACCGUGGGGCGGCGUGCGGAAAAGGCGUUUUAUUUUGUAUUUUGUUUGGAUGAAUAACCAUAGGAUAGUUAUUAUGUUAUACCCGGCGCUGCGUCUGUUCCAACAGAAGUGGUCGCCUAUAUUCAUAGCAAUUUAUAAAUAUGUAUCGUUCAUAUCAUAAUGUUGAAAUAAUCUAUAUAUCAAUGUUAAUAUACAGGAGAUGUUAUAAUAAACAUAGUAUUACUGAAUACCUUAUUAAUUCUAUAUCUAUAUACCAGCUUUUUUCUUUGUCAAGAUGGUUCCAACAGGCCAGGACGCCCCCCCCCCCCCCCCCCCCCCCCCCCCUUCUGUGCAGUACGGACUACUGAUCCCUUCGAUAGUGCAAUACACGAUUAUGUCUGUUUCCAUUUUGAUGACAUCUCGGCUUUAAGGGGUCACUAGAGGUCAUUACUCGACUUGUUUACAUUACUCAUCGCGGCUCUGAAGAACUGCAACCGAUCUCUAACUUCACAAGGAAUAAAAAACGACGGUGCUUUCCUCGUCUUUAAGCGCGCGGGACUUUCCACUGCUAACAUCAGUCAAAAAACAAGCUAACCAUGAAGCUAACCCGCUAAAUCAAAGCUCGAUCCAGACGGCGGGUUUCUAUCCUUUACUUAAACACAUUUUCAAUGAAGAGCGAGCGUGUAGUUGUAGAACUUUAAAAAAAAAAAACCUUUGAGUGUUCUUGUAUCGUGCCAAAUCAAAUAUUACCUCCUUUGUUAUGAUGCUAACUAUGUCGUACCGCGAGAUGUUGUUUGUGUUCUAUGCUAACAAAAUGGUGCCAAAUGGGGUUUUAAAAAAUUGUCGUUUGUGCUGCGUGAAUGUGUGCGUGGUCAUUUGAAGACAAAGCAUUUGUCACUACAGCACAGAGGAGGUGAAACGCUGUCCUCGAGUUACAGACUCUCCCUUGAGGGUUUUUUUUUAUGAAUGUACGCUUGAACUCUGAUUUCCCGCGAUGCAGUCGAACCGGAAACCGACUUUCUUUGUGCACUUUGUAUUCGUCGUUUGUCCAAACAGGGUAUUUUUGUUGAGUGACUUGUGUAUACUUUGAAAUCAGAGCCAUAUAUAUUCUGAUGUUGAUGAUUGAUGUAUAUUAUGCUCUAACGCGGGGACAUGCAGUAUGAAAUAAAAGAAGUUUGAUGGUU